Molecule: messenger RNA, 4119 nt
Organism: Nicotiana attenuata
Lineage: Eukaryota; Viridiplantae; Streptophyta; Magnoliopsida; Solanales; Solanaceae
Product: TMV resistance protein N-like
Exons: 5
Coding region: 126-3845 (1239 amino acids)
Biological process (GO): defense response; signal transduction
Molecular function (GO): ADP binding; protein binding
Source: RefSeq, a predicted model, not a curated record
AGACACAAGCUUUAAGGAGGGCAUGUAAAAGCCAAGUAGCAAAUUAAUUAAAUCAUACUACUUCCCUUCAAUAUAUACGUAGCUUUCUGAUGCAAGCGGUCUAAUUAAUUCCUUUUUCUUUACAAAUGAGCACAGAAGACAGUAAUGUGUCUUCUUCUCAGACGAGGACUGAUACUGAAACAAGUCGUCGUCGUCGUCGAUGGUCAUAUGACGUUUUCUUGAGUUUUAGAGGUGAAGAUACUCGAAAAAGUUUUGUUGAUCACCUUUACACCACUUUGCAUGAAAAGGGUAUUCAUGCAUUUCGAGACGACAUAGAGUUACGGAGGGGGAAAUUAAUUUCCCCUGAACUCCGUAACGCUAUUGAAAAGUCUAGGUUUGCAGUUGUCAUUUUCUCACAAAACUACGCCAAUUCCUCCUGGUGUUUGGAGGAAUUGACGAAGAUUGUUGACUGCACAAAGCAUAGAGGGCAAACGCUGAUGCCUGUCUUCUACAGCGUGGAUCCUUCAGUUGUGAGAAAACAGAAGGGGAGUUAUGAAGAAGCUUUCGCAGAACAUGAAAAGAAUUUCGAGGAAAACAAGAUUCAAGAAUGGAGGGAUGCUUUAAAGGAGGCAGCUAACAUCUCUGGAUAUGACGUCCAACACAUGGAAGAUGGGCAUGAGUCAAGGUGCAUUAGACAAAUUGCAGUGGCAAUUUUGAACAAGUUGGGCCAUGUACGACCUAAAAUUGCAGAAAAUCUAGUCGGAAUCGAGCCCCAAGUAGAAAACUUAAUAUCUCUGCUGAAUACAAAUUCUGAGACUGAUGUUCGCAUAAUUGGGAUAUGGGGUAUGGGAGGAAUCGGCAAAUCAACCAUUGCACGAGCUGUUUUUGAUCAACUUCAAGAAAUGUUUGAAGGUGGCUGCUUUCUUGAUAAUGUUAGAGAAGCUGCAUCCAAAUUUGGACUGCAAGCUUUGGCAGAAAAAUUGCUUUCAGAGACACUGAAAGAGACCAAAGACAAUCUUUACACCAGCACCAACUUACUGAUGAACAGAUUGAGCAAUAAAAAAGUGAUGAUCGUUCUCGACGACGUGGAUCAAGAUGAGCAGAUAGAAAACUUGAUUGCUGGAGGACACAAAGGGUUCGGGCCUGGUAGUAGAAUUAUUAUCACAACAAGAAACAAGCAAUUGCUAUCGGCUUGUGGAGUGGACCAAGUGUAUGAAGUUAGCCUAUUAGGAACUAAUGAGGCUUUGAUGCUCUUCAACAGGUUCGCCUUCAAGGAAGCUCAACCGCAGGAUCAUUUCAUGGAACUAGCAUUACGAGUGGUGAAAUGUGCUUGGGGACUCCCGUUGGCUCUCAAAGUUUUGGGAUGUUUUUUGCACAAAAGAGAAAAAGAAGAAUGGGAAAGCGAGUUGACGAGGUUGGAAGGUAUUCCUCAUGAUGAUGUGAUAGGGAAACUUAAAUUGAGCAUUGAUGCAUUGAAUGAUUUAGACAAGCAAAUAUUGCUUGAUAUUGCUUGUUUCUUUAAGGGGAAACGAAGAGAACCUGUGGUCAAAAAAUUCCAUGCUUUCGGUUUCAAACCUGAAAUUGGAAUACCAGUGCUUGUUCAAAGAUCUUUGUUAUCUAUAUCUGAUGAUGACAGAUUUCAGAUGCAUGAUUUAGUUCAAGAAACUGCUUGGUACAUGGUUCGCCAGGGACAAACAAAAGAGAAAUACAGCAGGUUGUGGAUUCCCGACGACAUAUGUGAUGUUAUGUCAAAGAAAUCGGGUACAGAAGCGAUUCAGGCAAUAAUAUUGACUUACCCACAAAAAGAGAAAUUGAACUUAUCAUCACAGGCAUUAAAAGGUAUGGAAAAUCUACGUCUGCUUAAAAUCCGCAAUGCCUACUUCAGUAGAGGUCCAAGUUACCUUCCGAAUGAGUUACAAUGGCUCAACUGGCACAAGUUUCCCUCAACCUCACUUCCACAAGACUUUGAGGGAGAAAAGCUUGUCGGACUCAAGUUAAGUCGUGGCCAAAUUUCACAACUAUGGCCAGAACCUAAGAACCUUGAGCAGUUGAAGUAUUUGAAUCUCAGCUACUCCAAUGGGCUAACUACCACUCCAGAUUUCAGCAUGAUGCCAAAUCUUGAAAAGUUGAAUCUUAGCAACUGUAAAUACUUGGUAGUAGUUCAUGAGUCAAUUGGAACACUUGAAAGGCUUAAAUACUUGAAUAUGUCUCACUGCUCAAAGCUGAGUCGUCUUCCGAAUACCAUUCACCUUGAAUCUUUGGAAACUUUUCUUCUGUGGGACUGCACCAAUCUUGAAAAUUUUCCUCAAGUUAUUGGCUUAAUGCCAAAUCUUCCAGAACUUCACUUGGAAGGGACUGCUAUUAAAGAGCUACCCGACUCCCUCAUAAAUAUCAGUGGCCUUGUGUCCAUAAACCUCAGUAAUUGCAAAAGCCUGGAAAAUAUAACCUACAGCAUCUGCGGUUUGAGAUGUCUCAGGAGUCUUAAUUUCUCUGGCUGUUCAAAACUCGAGUCAUUGCCCGAAACUCUUGGCCAAUUGGAAACUUUGGAAGAAGUCCUUGUGGAUGGAACUGCAAUUACCAAGCUACCAUCAACUAUCUCCAAAAUGGGAAACUUGAAAAUCCUUUCUUUCAGUGGAUGCAAGAAUAUUAAGAAAAAGGACACGUCAUUUGGAGUGGCAAGUUUAAGCAAGUUCACUUCAAUGACAAAUGUCAAGAAUCUUAUGAAACGAUCAGAUGCUGAGAAAAAGAAGCCACAAGCAGCACGGCCAUCCUUAUCUGGUUUGCGUUACUUGAAGAAAUUAGACCUCAGUGACUCUGAUUUAGUAGAUGAAGUUGCUGCUGAUGUUUGGCAUUUGGCCUCAUUGGAGGAGUUAAAUUUGAGCCGAAAUAAUUUUGUGCAAUUUCCUUCAAGAAUAUCUGGACUCCCAGGAUUCAAAGUCCUGAAAUUGGAAGAAUGCAAGAACCUUGAAGUACUGCCUGAUCUUCCAUUGAGUAUUGCUGUGAUAGAGGCAAACGAGUGUCCGGCUCUGCACACUCUUGGAAAUCUGUCAACCCAACAUGCAUUCUUAAGGAAGGUUUCCUUUUCCAAUUGUCACAAAUUGCACGAACAAAGCAAGAAAACCGGCAUUUGUGCUGCGGAUUUGUUGUUGGAACUGCUACUUCAGGGGCACUCCAUCAUAUAUGGUCGAUUCAGUAUACUGAUUGCUGGAGGAAAAAUCCCCGUGUGGUUUGAUCAUCAGAAAAUAGGCGGUUCUAUCUCAGUCCAGCUACCUUCAGAUUGGCAAGAUAACAUUGUGGGAAUUGCAGUGUGUUUCAUUUUGGAAAGCUUUAUUCCAAAGUCAAGACUAGGUGUUACUUUCAAGUUGGUUAGCCCAGACCACAGAGAAUACACAUCUGAAAAUGCACCUUCUGCUGCUUCAAAGAUGGGAGAAGUGUACGAUUCGGAUCACGUGUGGAUAACUUAUAUCUCUUUCAAUCUAUUUCGGCUCCUCUUCCCUGAUUUCACAACUGAAGAUUGGACUAAAGUUUGUGGUAACCUUUCAAUUAGAAUAAGGCAGGAUCCGUGGACAAAGGUAAGGAGGUGUGGAAUUCAGCCUGUGUACAAACAAGAUUUGAGCACAUUGGCAGCUGAACGCGCGGGGGUUAAUAAAGAUUCAGUUGGGAGCAAAGAAUUAGUGGUGUAUGAAGGAGGAGGUAAAGAAAGUAAAGAAGAAGCUGGGAUCAAAGAGGAUAUUGCUGCACUUAUGGCUGGGGUUACUGAAUUGAAUUGGGAUGUUGACCCCAUUGAGCAAGAUACCACUCAGCUCAUGAAUUUGAGGAAAUCAAUUGCCUAUAAAAUUCAAAAGACUCUCACUUUUGAAUGCUAGCAUCAGCACUUGUUGGUUGAUGAUUCUUGCUCAACUUACGUUGGUUUGUUUGUUUGUUUGGCUUGCGUUUGCUAAUGAAACUAAGAGAAUAAGUAAGUGACUAUUGCCUUUAUUUUGUUGAAUUGAUUGGCUUGUUGUACCAUAAGAAAGAAAAAAUAAUCUAAGUUUGGUUUGUAUCUUAAUUUGUGUGCUUUGUGUGUUUUUCUAUUUACCUAAUUGUAAUUGUGUCUACUUGUAUAAAUUGAAGAGUGCUUAUAUUUUGUUAAAAUCUCUA